UAUCAGUUCAUCACUUCACUAUCGGUUACUGUUGCUCGCGGAGCCCCAAAGAGAGCAGCAGCUGAGUGACUUUUUGCUGCUGGUACGAAAGCACUUCCGCCGUUGGUCCUGUGUUACUUCUCAUUCUUGGGGUGUGAGACUUUCGUAUCGCGCUGUGUCUCUCACUCGAGUGGAAAGGUUAAAAGGCGUGGAUUCGUGUGUCUAUGGAGCAUCCCUAUUAGACAGUAAUUUAGCAGAGAAAACGCGAACGGAAGCAAAUUGUGCGCUUUUCCGGUGUUGUGGAAAGAGUAAGGUUUUAUUUUGGCCAAUUGGUUUAAUUUGGUGGAAACAUAUAAAGUUGAGGUGGUCGGAAACCGGGCAGCAGUUAGGAAGUGAUUGUUAUUUUUUUUUUCAAAGUGGCGCUAAGGCGAUAAAUGAUCCAAGAUGAAUAAGUAUUCGAUUGGAAGACUGUUAAUUUGUUUGCUGAUCGCGUUCGUUGCCAGUGCCCACAGUGCCAGCAGCUAUUUCUACGACUCGGACGAACGCUACCCGAACCUGUUGGACGAUGAUACAAUGGACAACGAUAAAAGUUUAAGCGACGACAGUUUACUAGACAGCGUGCUGCAACCUGGUGCCAAACGCUCCUCGCUAAUCCAGGUGUACCGCAGGGCGUGUAUCAAGCGGGGCGGAAACUGUGACCACCGACCCAACGACUGCUGCUAUAACAGUUCCUGCCGCUGCAAUCUCUGGGGCUCGAACUGUCGGUGUCAGCGGAUGGGUCUCUUCCAGAAAUGGGGAUGAACGAUCUGGCCAACAGCAGAAUCCCUAGUCCCGCUAAUGAUCCCACUGGUAUUCCUGCUGCUGGGACUACAGCAGCAAAAACAUUGUUACGGUCGUCAACAGCAGCAGCAUCAACUAUGGGGACAGCUGCUGCCCCUGGUGACCGGAACGGUGACGCAUCCGUGAACUGGCUACCGACUUUUGGAACUUUUGUACAAUACGAAACGCGAGGAAUUACGGCAAAGACUACACAGGCGAACUAUCCAACAAAUGAUGGUGUUUUAUGAUGAAAUCUGGUUCAUGCAUUUUUGAUCUCAACAGAACGAGGAGGUGAGAACGAUUCCAUGUAACUGUAAUUACGUAUGUAAUGCUUACCAAAGUAAAAUGAAGAAAAAUUUUAAAGCAAAUACAGAUUCUUUAUAACUUAAAAAAAAAACAAAAAGGGAAUUAUUUACUGUGUGAAACGAAAUAGAAAACAACAGUAACAACUAUAUUGAUAAUGAUAAUAAUGAUAAUGAUAAAUGAUAAUAAUAAUUGUAUACAGAGAGAAAAUAUUGUCUAGGUUAAUCAGAUUCAUCCUCCACUGUUUUAACGAUAUAAGUUGAGAUAAAGACGGGAGAAGAUUGAAUUACAAAUGUUGAAAUAAUAAUCAAUUAACCGAUGCUUUAAGGUGCAUUUCAAGCUUGUUUAAGAAACAAGAUCGUUGAGAAACUACGUUCUUCAACUUCGUGAAACGAUGUUCAAUGUGUUUUUGUUUCCAAUGUCCAGUGGAUUUUGAUACGACUAGUUUACUCGCUGUUUGUGUAAUGGAAACAGAUAUAUUACAACCAGCAACUAUUUAUAAUGAAAACAGUGAAGGUAGAGCAGCUAAAGGAACUAAUUUAUUAGGAGUAAUUAUUAUCAGAGGAAAAGUGAUUGGAGCACAUUCCUCCUUGGAGGACAGACCAUCGUCCGUUACCCAACCAUUUCCCAGCCUUUUAAAAUGUGUGAGUAAGAGCCGAGUGAGAAAAGUUGUCACAAGCAUUUUUCCGCUGAAACUUAAACUUGUAAACCUAUGUGAGAUAGGUGUGAAGCACAUUUAUCGUACUUCCCCUCUAAUGUUCUUAUGCAUGUGUAGUAACUAUUAAUCUCCCAUUUUCCAAUACGCAUCACGAAUAAAAAAAGCACGAACAUCAAGAGCUUACCUAUCCAUCUUAUGAAACCAUGACCAUAACCCACCCAUCAUUGCAGUUAUUUCAACAUACAAGCUUAUCAGUCCGCCUUUUGUUCGUUCCGGUGGUUCUCUCCACUUGGCCAGACUAUGCGGCAAGGUUCCACCACAAUCGUAAGCCUUCUUUUGUCUCGGUUUUCAUUCUUCAUUAGGUUAAUCUACACGAUGUUUGGCUUUGAAUGGUCUGUGCCGUAGCCAACUGGUUCGUAUGGGAGAGAAAAACAACUUAUACAACGCAACGGACCAUGGGGAAAAAGCUAUGGUAUUGAUCCGCAAGCUUUAAGAAGUCAUAAAUCACCCCUCUGCCCGUAAGCUCCCAUAUCUCAGCGCAGAUGCUGGCAAUAUCACUGCAUAUUAGUGAACCCCCACGUCUCGCAACCGAAAGAAGACAAGCCAAUUGAUAAAAAAAUGAGGGAGGAAAACAACAACAAAAAAUGGUCAAGCGGAGCGAAGCACAAAUCAAGGAAAAUUUUCCAACAUGUUUUGCUCAUUGAAAAAAAAAAUCGAAAUUAUCUCUAUCUGCUUAAAGUUUCAUUUGUAAUAGUUAGCAGCCGCCCUUUGUAAAUGUGUAUAAAGUGUAAAGAUAAAACCAACAAACCAACAACCCACAAACACAGAAGAAGGAAGCAAAAAUAGUGCAGACGAAGAAAGAAAAAGAUACAAUUAAAAGAAGUAAAAUGAAGAAUAAAAAUAAAUAAAAUUAUAGUAAAAGCCAAAACUAGAAGCAAUCCGCUUGGUUU
Messenger RNA from Toxorhynchites rutilus septentrionalis, 2709 nucleotides. Its product is annotated as U8-agatoxin-Ao1a-like. Gene Ontology annotation, cellular component: extracellular region. The transcript is spliced from 3 exons. Gene Ontology annotation, molecular function: ion channel inhibitor activity. Bases 424 to 780 code for a protein of 118 amino acids. NCBI's taxonomy places the organism in Eukaryota, Metazoa, Arthropoda, Insecta, Diptera, Culicidae. The record is from RefSeq and is a predicted model, not a curated record.